CAGUAGCAAACAUGGCGAGCUACGCUUGCUCAGAGAAAAAGUAAUUUUGAGAAGCUGUCUGAGCAAGAGAAAGAAAGACGAACUUAAAAAAGGAAGGAAAAAAAAAGUGAAAUGGACGUAGAAGACAGGAGAAGCCCGUCUGACAGGUGUGGACCGCUGGAUGUCCACCUCAGCCCACGUGAGGACACUGAAGAUGGUCCAGGUGAUGAGAUCUUUAAAGCUGAAGAUCCAGACCUUCCUCCUGAUUUGGACUGGUUGGAAGAAUUGUCUGAAGAGGACGACAGUGAAGGUGAUGAUGACGGUGACCUUGCGGUUAUGGCUGACAGUGGUAAGAAGAGGAGUUAUGCCGAGACAGCACGGAUGUUCAAGCUGAGACGAAACCUCGACCAGCUGGACUGCUUUCACCAACAGAAGGAGCAUGACGUGCUGAAAGCCAGAGAAAAGCGAAAACUCUGCCAACAGAAUAUUCAAAGUUUGUUGGAGCAGAGGGAUAACUUGGAGAGAGAGAUAGAACAACAGAAAGUGACAGACAACAGCGUGGCUUUGUUUCGACUGCGUGCCCAGCAUAGGCAUCUAGGUGAAAGGCUGCAGAGCGAGGAGGAGCUCGAGGGCCACAUCAGCACUGAGCUGAAGCAACUAGAACUGGAGCUGAGUGAGGUGGAAGUUGAGCUUGGCAGGUGCUCCUUGCUCCGACGGGAGGUGCAGGAAGAGGAGCAGCGCUUCCAGGUUCUUAAAGCCCAGAAGGCAGCAGCAAGGAUGCAGCGGGAGAGGAAAACCAGCCAGAACCUGCAACACAAGAUGAAGAAUCUGAGGGAUAAACAGGCAGCCGUGCUAAAGAAAGAGGAGACGGAAUGUCAGAAGAAAAUCGAAGAGGGCCGGGCAAGCCGUAAAAUAGCUGCCAAGUACUUGAAACAGACCAUUAAAAGGAUGCAUCAGCAAGAGGCUGAGAGGGAGAAGCAGAACCGGGAGUUACUGGAAAAGCGGAUAGAGGCUGUACAGUCACUGAAAACGAACAUAGAAGCGACCCAAGAGAAUUUACGGGUCCAACAAAACAGAGCCAGAGCAAACGCCCAGAAGAAAGAACAGCAACAAAGACAACUGAGAGAAUCCCUGCAGGCCCAGGGCAUCAACAGUAUCAAACAUAUGCACCUGCAGAAACAACAGCAGGAGAUAAAACAAAAAGAAGGGGAAUUUGAGGAGAGUCAGAAGUCAAAAAGAGUGGAGAUUGUUUCAAAGAUCCUUCAGGAGGAACAACUGAUAAAUAAGAAGCAGAGGAAGCAGGCACUGCUGCCCAAACCCUCAACUACUGACAAGUUCCUAUCUCUGAGGAGGGCAAGUGAGAUGCUCCCGUACUACCUGGAUCCCAUUCCCCCAUCAGCCACUGAGGAGAGAGACACAAUUCAGAUCAGAGAUUUAGGUGACACCAGCAGCUCAUCAGCAUCGUCAGCUUGCUCUGAUGCUGAGGACCUGGAGGAAACUGAGGACAGCGAGGAGAAAGUGGACCACCAGAUCCGGACUGACAGCCUGGCCGAGCCUGAAUUCUCUGGGCUCUGGAACCAACACAACAAGAAGAUCCCCAAUGAGAAGACGACACUGGUGCUAACAAAAGUAAGGCAAGAAGAACCUCCAAUGACGAGUGGAAAGCUCAACGUGACUGCUAAAAGAAUUCUCGGAAAAGAGUUAAAAGGGCCUCCAUUCAGGAGUAAGCCAGAGGUCAUCCACUUCAAGGACUUUGAAGUGGGGAAAAUGUAUAAGAAGAAAAUUGUCCUGACCAACAUCAGCUACACCGUUAAUAACUGCAAGUUCCUCAGGGUCUCCACUCAUUUGAAGAGUUUUUUCACUAUCAACUUCCAGCCUCCUGCUUCCUUAUCCACUGGAAUGUCCUGUGACAUGCAGGCUAUUUUCCAGCCAAUGAUCAACGAGGACUUGGAAGGAGAGCUCCAUUUUGCAUCGGCUCUGGGUCCCUUCUCUGUGCCCGUCAGAUGCACCGUAAAGAAAUGUAUUCUGGAGGUCGACAGCCAGUUCAUUGACUUUGGUUCGCACGUCGUGGGCCACACUAUUUCACGGACCAUCACACUGACCAACAAGGGUGCACUGGCCACCCUUUUCAACCUGGACACCUCCACAUGUCUCAGUCCAGAAACUAGCUACGUCCAAAUGCCACCACAGGUCUCUGCCAACACAUGCAAGACAUCCAGUCAAAACAUAGCAUCUAACAACCAGAACAGCCCUGAAUCCACUGAUGCUGGAGAUGUCCAAUCAAAGCAACAGAGUCAGGAGCUCUCUGCGGGAUUACAGCGAGAACAGUCAGAGGGUCCAAAAGCUGUUCCUGAGGCUUGCCUUUCAUCUGAUGUGGACACUGAGAUAGACCAGAGCCCCUCUGACACCAGUGACAUAAGACUGGGAAGUGUACAGGAGGGAGAGAUCGGACCAUUUGAAAGUGUCAAGCUGGAGAUUUUAUUCACUCCAAGCAUUCCAGGAGAGACCAAACUGGACUUCCACAUCAAAUUCUCUGACAAAACCAGCAAACCAAUACCCAUCCAUGUGAGAGGUGUGGCAGUCAGCAUCCCUGUAUGGGUACUUCAGCCCAACAUUGACCUAAAGAUCUGCAUGUUUGACCGCCUUUAUCAAGACAGUAUCAUGGUCCAAAGCAGAGCCAGCACAGCCUUGAAACUGACCUUUGAGGUAUGUCUGGAAAUGAGGAAGCACAUGGAGAUCCUACCCAAGACCGGCUUCAUCCAGGCUCAAUCGAGCUUUAGUGCCCAACUGAAGUUCAUCCCGAGACGUUCCCUAUCCAAAGAUGCAAAGAAGCUUUUUGACAGUGACACAGGAGUCCUGGAGGUUCCAAUGACAGUGCAAGUAGCAGGCCAGGUGCAGCCUGCCCAUUUCACAGUCCACGCCAUUGUGACCUCCUCAGACCUGCAGUUUGACCAAAGUGAGGUGGACUUCGGCUACUGUUCCAUUUACCAGUCAGUCAAGAGCAGCAUUCGCCUUACCAAUCUGUCCCUCCUCCCCCAGGACUUUGGUUUCCUGGGCGUGCCUGAGUUUAUUGAGGUUCAGCCCAAUGAUGGAUUUGGUACGCUGCUCCCACAAGAAUCCCUUCAGAUUGAUCUGAUUUUCAGUGCCAAAAUUGCCAAAGAGUACAAUUUUCAGCUCAGCUGCAAGUCUGGGAUUAACAGAGAUUUUCUGCUGUCUUGCCGAGCAGUGGGUAUCCAUCCACCGCUAGCGCUCUCCCAUUUUCUGGUUCAGUUUGGAGCCACAGCAGUAGGUGACCAGUCCACUGCCAUACUGUUCCUGAGCAACCAUCAAACAGACCGUGACCAGAAUAGACAACCAGUCUCUCCGGGGGUCAAGGCUCCUGUAAUGCCCCGUUUGUUCUCCUUCGCCCUGCCAGAGGACUCGGACAUCAGCAUCACUCCGUCUGCAGGACGCCUUCUUCCUGGAGAGAGAUGUCUUGUCCAGGUGACGUUCAAACCCAGACUCUUGGACCAGGAGAUCAAAGAAGAGGCGCUGCGUCGUCUUCAUCGAGCCAAGUUGCUCUGUGAGAGAGAACUGGAGGGAAACAGACUCGCUGAACAGGAGGCAAAAAAGGAGAUCCCACUGGAGUCCAGUAAGGGGAAAAAGGCAUCUGUGAAUCCGAAACACAGCAAAGUGUCCGACGAACCAAAGACAGAAACAGAAACUGAAUCACCGGAUCCUGUCGACUUUGUACCAGGGUCGCAUUGGUAUGAGGAGGCCAAGGUCUCUCUGCUAUACUCCUUCAGGCAGCGCUACAGAGAGUACAUCAUUCCCUGCUUUGUGUCAGAUGGAGACGCUCCAGAGGAUGACAAACAGGUCCAGCCAGCAUGGAGUCCCUUCAAUACGCUCUACGUGAAACUUCAGUGUCCUGCUGUGCAGCCCCCUCUAGUGGUGAUAUCCAACAAUGGGUGCAAUACCAUAAACUUCCAUCAGGUAGCAGUGGGAGAUCGAGUGAUUAAAAGGUUCACAGUUCAGAACAUUUCACAGGAAUCUUUGGAUCUGAGCUCAUCAGUGUUGGACAUGAAUGGUCCUUUUUCCCUGCUAAAUGCUCUUAGAUGCAUAAGACCUGGAGAAAAACACACUCUGAUUCUGGCCUUCAGUCCAACUGUGGAGAAAAAGUACUGGGACAUGCUGGAGGUGCAAAGUCAGAAAAUGACCCUGGGAAUGACCCUGCUUGGGGAGGGAAUAGUCCCUGCUGUGACCUCCUCCCACACCGGAGGACUUCUUGACUUUGGCUGUGUGUUGGAGAAGGAGACUGCCUCACAAGUUGUGAAGUUGCAGAACAGCUCGGCAGUGGCAGUGGGCUUUAGGGCGCUGCUGGCCAGUCUCUCUCCUUUCAGACCUCAGGGCGCAGCUGACCGCGUGGCCUUUCUGCUAGACAGAUAUGCAAACGCUCACGUCCAGCCUACUGUGGGCACUCAGAACUACAGUGGGCUGAGUGUGUUCAGCGUGGUGCCAGUAGAGGGCAGCAUUGCUCCGGGGCAGAGCCAAGAAUUCACGGUCACCUUUCUGCCCGACCACCCAUCUGUCAACUACUCUGACAAGCUCACCAUAGAGCUGAUGAAUAGGAGUAAAGUGUGUGUGAUGGAUCUGAAGGGUGCAGCCUCCUCACAUAACAUGUAUCUGCGCGGCGGAGACCUGCUGACAGUGCCCGUCGAAUCCCUCCUCCCUUCAGUCAUACCUGGUCCACCUCUGCUCACAGAGUCAGAGAGCCCCACCAUUCCUCUGCUGGUGACCCUGCAGGCCAGCUCCAACUCAGGUGCCAUCACACCUGCAGUCAGGGAGCUACAAGUGGGCUGCAUCUGCUCCUCACAGGCCAGUAAGAAGGGUGGUGAGUUUCACUGGGAUAAUGUGGUAACCCUGCAGCAGCAGGGCUUUAAUGUGGAGCCCAGCAAAGGCAAUGUGGACCCAGGCCAAAGACGGACCAUCACGAUCACCUGGACACCCCUCACUGGAUACAAGCCCUAUGAGGUGGUGCAGAUGUGUGCGCCUCUCACUAUAAAGGGCGAUGAGGUGAGUGUUUACAGAGUCACCCUGAUGGCUUUGGUCUCCACCACCGCCGACUGACCUCUAAAGGACUUGGAUGCUUGCCAGCGGGAAAUCUGUUCACUCAUACUCUAACUGCAAAUACACGUCAUAUUCUGUAUAUGUGCAGAGCCAACUCUAACAAAUAAAUAGAU
Molecule: messenger RNA, 5198 nt
Organism: Archocentrus centrarchus (flier cichlid)
Lineage: Eukaryota; Metazoa; Chordata; Actinopteri; Cichliformes; Cichlidae
Gene: cfap74
Product: cilia and flagella associated protein 74
Exons: 39
Coding region: 112-5085 (1657 amino acids)
Source: RefSeq, a predicted model, not a curated record